Ambispora gerdemannii is the source of this 828-nucleotide messenger RNA. NCBI's taxonomy places the organism in Eukaryota, Fungi, Glomeromycota, Glomeromycetes, Archaeosporales, Ambisporaceae. The record is from the annotation of a GenBank genome assembly.
AUGACAAGAAAAGACUAUUAUCAAACAUUGGGAGUAAGUAAAGGUGCUUCCUUUGAAGAAAUAAAAAAAUCCUAUCGAAAGUUAGCACUGAAAUAUCAUCCCGAUAAAAAUCCAAAUGGAGAAGAGAAGUUUAAAGAAAUAGGAGAAGCCUACGCAAUUUUGUCGGAUUCAGAAAGAAGAAAAAAUUAUGAUGCUGGUGGAGAUGGUUCUAGUUUUGAUUUUAACGAUUGGUAUGAAAGACAAAAAGCUUACUUUGAAAGCGAACAGGAAAAAAACGGAGAAGAAAGAAUAAAACUUACUCGAGCAAAAUUUGCCUAUAAUGAAAUACAUCCUGAUGCAGGAUACCAAUUUGAAAAUCCACCUUUAGACCCUAGUUUGGAUUCUCUGUCGGCUGUAGAUGAGUGUGGAUUUAAUUUAGGUGCUAUUCCUUCCCAUGCUCGAGAUGAUAAAAACAAAAGAGCAGUAGUGAAAAGACCAACUCGAGAAAAGGAAAGGGUGGAUACUAAAGUUUUUUAUGACUUCUUCGAAGGAAUUAACUUUCCCAACAAUGAUAAAAACUAUCUCUUAUUAGAUAAUGCUGGUAUUCGUUGUGGCGAUGAAAAGCGAAUAAAGAUAUUGAAGUUACCAACUAUUGAGGAACAAGCAGAGAAAAAGAAUACUGAACUGGUAUAUUUAAGUUUCUUAUUCCCCGAAUUAAAUCCUGUUGAAAAGUGUUUUGCCUUCAUAAAACAUUAUUAUAGAAAGGCAAGACCUCAGACUUUUGAAGAAUUAGAAAAAGUUGUUGAGGAAGCAGUUGCUAAAUUACAACAAAAAGAUUUAAGGAAAUGA